CUUGCUCCGCACUAAUGAACAGUGUUCGUUCGGUGCUUUCCACGUUUUGCGCGUUUUCCAUGCACGCGGUGAUUCUCUGCGUAUAACUGUAUAUUUGCGAGGUAGGAUGCGAACUAUCUCAGGAUAGGGUCCAGUGCCGGGCUCCUGGGGAUGCCGUAAUGACCAACAGAAAGACACAUUCCUCUUGAUGACCUGAGUAACCUUCAAGUGCACAGGAAACAAAUCGUUUACAACCCUAAACCACGUAAGAAGGGGCAGGAGGAAUAACUGCACAUGGACAAUCAGCAGUGUGCAUAUGGCCAAGUGCUGCGUGUAUCCAGAACAGGGAUCUUCGAUGUGAAGCUCUAAAAGGUAGCGCAGGGCUCAUAGCCGGCGGGUGGCCAUGCGCCCCGGGGCGCCCAGGCUGGCCGAGUUGCUGAGCUGUCACCUCGUGCUCGUCCUGCUUAUGUGUCGCCCCGGGCUACCAGCGGACCAGCAGGACACCAAGAAGACCCUCACGAUUGGAUAUCUGGCCGCCUUGACGGGCACACUCAAGGACCGACAGGGGCUGGCUGUGUCCGGGGCGCUGUCCAUGGCCCUGCAGCAAGUGAACAACAAUCCCAGCAUCCUGAAGAACAUCGAGCUGGUCUUGCGAUGGAACGACACGAAAGGGGAUCGUGUUCGAGCGACCCUGGUCAUCACGGAGAUGCUGUGUGACGGCGUGGCGGCUUUCAUAGGUCCCGAAGGAUCCUGCUUCGUCGAAUCCAUCGUAUCUCAGUCCCGCAAUGUGCCCAUGAUCAGUUAUAAAUGUAAAGACCCAGAAGCAUCUGCUGUGGACACGUUUGCAAGGACUGAACCACCAGACACACAGGUAACCAAAUCUGUGAUCUCACUGCUGCGCUACUAUAAUUGGAGGAAGUUUGUCAUACUGUAUGAAGAUUACUGGCAACCAGUAGCCAUGUCACUGGAGGAUCAAGCUGUGAGAAACAACAUGACUGUGAAGCAUAAGCGUGCAGUGAAUGAUAACAUCAACUGUUGUGAGAAUGAUCUGCCUUGUUGUCAGACCAGUUACUGGUAUCAAGUGAUGCAGGCCACACGCAACAUCACACGCAUAUAUGUGUUCCUGGGAAAUCCAAAAGUUCUUGUGGAAAUGAUGAACACCAUGCAUGCCCUCCAGAUGUUUGACAAUGGCGAGUACAUGGUUAUCACAGUGGAUAUGGAAACUUAUUCUUACAGAGAGGCUUUCAAAUAUCUUUGGCAACCAGAACAAAUGGAAAAAGUGGAGAAUUGUGAACAACAUCAAAAAGGAUUUUUAAAUCGUGGACGCUCACUUCUUGUGGUAGUCUCCAGCCCACCAAAUGAAGCUCGAUACAGGGAUUUCACUAGCAAAGUUGCAGAAUACAACAAAAAAGAACCAUUCAACUUCACCAUGCCAAGUAUCUUGCAGAAAGAUGGCUUUCACAAGUAUGUAUCGAUUUAUGCAGCCUAUCUGUACGAUGCUGUGAUGUUAUAUGCCCGAGCUUUGGACAUGCUUCUCCAGAAAUACGAUGUUGUGACAGAAGAAAUUUUGCAUAAAGUUGCCAGUAAUGGAACACUGAUCAUUGAGAUGCUGAAGAAUCAUACAUAUGAAAGCAUCACAGGGUCAUCCAUCAAAAUGGACCACAAUGGGGAUUCUGAGGGGAACUUCUCUGUGGCAGCACUCAAACCUUACCGAUAUGUGUACAGUACAAAAAUGUACAACUUCACUUGUGACUACUUCAUAAGGCCAGUGGCUGGUUUCCAGCAGGGAGAAAACCCUGAAUACAAACCAGACUGUUUUUACAAGCCUGAUUCGGACUCAGACUCAGACUCAGACUUCGACUGUCACAUCGACUGGCCCGGUGGUCGCAAGCCGGACGAUGAGCCCAGCUGUGGAUUUGAACAUGAGCGGUGUCAGAGCGACAAGCAACAAACAAGUGUGAUUGCUGCAGCCACACUGGGUGUGUUCCUGUUCUGUGCAGGUGUCAUCACUCUGUCCAUCUACCGCAAGUGGAAGAUUGAGCAGGAGAUAGAGGGUCUGUUGUGGAAGAUUGAUCCACAAGAUUUGCAUGGCUAUUGUAACAAUGACAUCAUUUCAUCCCCUAGCAAGCUCAGCUUGGUGAGUGCAACAUCAUAUGAGUCGCGCUGUGGGGGACAAGUUUUUGCCACAACUGGUCAGUAUAAAGGUGUGAUGGUACGCAUCAAGGAACUCAAGUUCUCAAAGAAAAAGGACAUUGCUCGUGACGUGAUGAAGGAGAUGCGUGUGUUGCGUGAUAUCCGUCAUGAUAACAUUAACUCCUUCAUUGGUGCUUGCCUCGAGCCUAUGUGUGUCCUCAUCAUCACAGACUACUGUGCCAAAGGCAGCCUGUAUGAUAUAGUGGAGAAUGAAGAUAUCAAGUUGGACAUGAUGUUUAUGGCAUCACUGGUUCAUGAUCUCAUUAAGGGCAUGUUGUACAUUCAUAGCUCCAUACUGGGCUUCCAUGGCAAUCUCAAGUCAUCCAACUGUGUGGUAACAAGUCGGUGGGUGCUCCAAAUCACAGACUUCGGACUGCAUGACCUGAGGCACAGUGCAGAGAGUGAUAGCAUUGGAGAGCAUCAGUAUUACCGAAAUUUAUUGUGGAAGGCACCUGAGUUGCUUCGUGAUCCUAACAACUCUCCUUGUGGUUCUCAGAAGGCUGAUGUCUAUGCUUUUGCUAUCAUCCUUUACGAAAUCAUUGGGCGAAGAGGUCCAUUUGGUUCUACUCGUUACGAGCCCAAAGAGAUUGUGAACCGUGUGAGGCAGAUACCCUCGCCAGGUCAGGAACCAUUCAGACCAAACUUGGAAUUGCUGCAGGAUGCAGAUGUUGAGUGUCCAGACUACAUCCUCUCUUGCAUGCAGGACUGCUGGGCAGACAACCCUGACAUGCGACCUGACUUUGCAGCCAUUCGCUCACGUCUCAAAAAGAUGAAGGAGGGCAUGCAUCGGAACAUCAUGGACCAAAUGAUGGACAUGAUGGAGAAAUAUGCCAACAAUCUGGAGGAUCUAGUCAGUGAGAGGACUCGACUGCUUAUUGAAGAGAAGCAGAAGACCGAGGACCUCUUGAACAGAAUGCUGCCAGCGCCAGUUGCAGAACAGUUAACCAAAGGGAUUGGGGUGGAACCCGAAUCUUUCGAUUUAGUCACUAUAUACUUCAGUGAUAUUGUCGGUUUCACGGCAAUGUCAGCUGAGAGUACACCACUGCAGGUGGUGAAUUUCUUGAAUGACCUGUACACAUUGUUUGACAGGAUCAUCAAGGGGUAUGAUGUGUACAAAGUAGAAACAAUCGGUGAUGCUUACAUGGUGGUCUCUGGUCUUCCCAUUAGGAAUGGCGACCGGCAUGCUGGUGAAAUAGCAUCGAUGUCAUUAGAUUUAUUAGAAGGUGUUCGUCACCAUUGUAUUGCACACCGCCCCAAUGAAGUUCUGAAGCUUCGAAUUGGCAUCCACACAGGACCAGUAGUAGCUGGUGUGGUUGGGCUCACCAUGCCUCGCUAUUGUCUGUUUGGAGAUACAGUGAACACUGCCAGUCGCAUGGAAUCAAAUGGGGAACCCCUUAAGAUCCACAUCAGUCCACAGUGCAGAGAUGCACUAGACAAGAUUGGGGGUUAUGUCAUGGAAGAGAGAGGUCCAAUCCAGAUGAAGGGCAAAGGAACAGUGAACACUUUCUGGCUGGUGGGAGCAACAGAUAAAGCCAUCCAGAAACGUGAAGUUGAUCUUGCAGAACUCCCACCAUUGUUUUGCCGACCUCGACGAAGCCCUAAACUGAAUGCAGACUCUAGACAGGCAUCGAUAUGCGGAGGCAGUCGUCGCCAGUCCAGUGUCCCACGGGGUACUGGAGGAACAGAUGCUCAAGACAGCACAUCCUCCCUUCACAACUCCAGCCCAGCAACACGUGGAGGACGUUUACGUGUUCCUGCAUCGCCUCCCCCACCAGCUGAUACCCCCACUUCAGUUGCAUCACGGACCACUCUGGAUGCCAGUGCAGCAGAAAGUACUUCCCUGGAGCACUUAUCUCCACCAAGACAUCACCGAGUAAUACGAGAGUUCCGGUCACUGGAUCCAUUUCCUGAUGGACAUUUGAACCCAUCCUCUCGACUGACCCUUCAGAUCCCAAAGAGGAGCUCACAUUCACUGGAAAACUGUGUGGGCAGCAGUGGGGGUAAAUUUCCUGCGUCCAUUGACAGUAGACACCUUAUAAAUAAUAAUCAUCCUAAUGGUGACAUACUUCCUGCUAGAGGAGACGUUAGUGCUGAAGAUGUGCGGGCACCACUCUUGGGAAAUGACAUUAACAAUUUUCAUAUCGUACAGCAAGAAGCAUUCCCAGAUUUCAAGCCAGCCAAACGAUGGCAUUCACUUGAAGAAGUUCCAGGGUCAGAUUCAGCAGUUGUAGUGGCAGGAGAAGGAGGCAAAAAAGCAGCAUUAGCACGGGGGUCUCUUCGUAGCUGGCUGGCUGAUCUCUUCAGUGGCAAUGGACUACGUGCUAAUGAUGCUUCUCUGAGGAAAGGGAUUCAUGGCCAUGGCUAUGGUGAUCUGCAGUCAGAAAAAGAGAGCAUCGUGUGAUGUGUGCAUCAGGGUCACUUAAUCAGAAAAUAGAUCCACUGGCAGGUACAGCGUUGUGCAGUCUGAGGAAGGGUUCACUGGUCACUGGCUGUGGCAGCGAUGGAGACACAAGAUUUUGUGAUGUAACUUCAUUAGUAUGGCCAAAAUAUAAUUGAAUUUUAAGUCCCUAAUAUUAUAUUUCAGCGUCCUGUUGCAGUAAAUAGUUAAUUUUAUUAUGUAGACCAUAUUUUUCUGCAGCUUUCAUUGUUGUUCUCCGUGUUGCAUUCACCACUUUGUUCACAUCAUGUUUCUGCGUCACAUGGCCGUCAUCAAAUGUGCCAAUUCUGUGAUGUGAGUUGUGUCACUGUAUUUUGAUUAUUUUAAGAAUAGCUUAAUUAAUGUCUUAGUUAAAAUACUGGUGUUAACAAGUUUGCUACUGGCCUCUCAGUGGGCAAUUUAAAUACCCAGCCCAGGGUUUUUAAAUGUCAUACUUUUAAUGCAUUCAUUGAUUAGCAAAAUCCAGAAAUGCCUCUACUCAUGAACUAUGACAGACAGGAAUCUGUUUGCACAUGUUGCUGUCUGCCCUAAGUCAGAUACCAUAAUUACAUACGGGAAUGCUUAUCUGACCACUGGUCGAAUGUGGGAGUGAAUGUGUUAAUGAAUGAAUGUAUAAGGGGUGGGCCUUCUUGGCCCUUUGCACCAUGACCACAGUGAUCUAUUGUGCAUCAUAGUGUUAAUAGUCCAAAUGUUAUUUCUUGGAGCUUGAACAUUUUUUUGUAACCCACUGUGCAUAUUGUGUCUCAAUAUAGCUGUAUCAGAAUGAAGAUGUUAUUUCCAUAAAGUCUCCAUGCGUCAACCACAAACACCCCAUAAAACAAAGACCAUGAAGAGAUAAUACCAAGACAGUGCUGAGACACAAUGUAUACAAUAGGUUGCAGCAGUUUUUGAGAAAUAAUGUAGGAUUUAAUUGAUAAUGCCAGUCUUUUCAUUAAUUCAAGCAUUAGUUAAUAAUAAUUAAUUAAGCUUCUCUCAACAUGAGCAAAAUACAGUGAAAACGAUGUCAUACAAUUAGUAUACUUAAUGAUGGCUGCGUGAAGGCUGAAAGAUGUCUUAAACAAAUGAGUUAAUGUUGCAUGACAGAGAAGAAUUAUCACACAACCAAAGUUGUGUGUGGCCCCAGAAUGAUAGCUAAAUUGUAUAAGCAUCUGCCCAGGACAACAAUCUGAAAUGGCCUUGCAUCCUACUCACUUUUGUUUUCUCUCAUUUACAAUUCUGAUUCAUUACCGCCAAAGGGAAUCAGUUUUAACGUCACUAAAUUUGAUGAAAACCUAUUAGGUUACCUCUUCUGCUAUGACAACUGUCAUUGUUACCUUCUAAACAGUAACUUUGGUGUGAUCUGCCAUUCCCAGACUCCUCUGCAUUGUUUACCUCAGGGCCUCUUGAUCAUGAAAAGAUAUCAGGAAGAAAUCCCCCUGAUAUGUGGAAAGUCAUGCAGUUCAUAUGAAUGAAUCUGCCAUCAGUUCUUCAAUGAACCUGUAUGCAGUUUAAUUACAGAAGGCUAUGGAGACCAACCUUGCUGUUGUGUUGGAUUUGAGGUUCUCACAGUGGUGACUGUGAAGGGUAAGAUCUGGGCUGUAACACUAUGUAGUUAGUAGAAAUCUACAUAGAUUUUUGAGGAACAUAGGUGGACUUCUGCUGAACUACGUGGCAUAAUAACCCAGAUCAUACUCUUCAUAAUGACCUGUUUUUCAAUCUGUGUAUGGCUCCAUUACAAAGUGGAGAGAGAUAACGAGCAAGUGCAUGCAUAUUUUGUAAUGUAAGUCUCACCAUGUGACAUUUCUUUAUGUGGUCCUGUUGUCACUUUUUACUGUAUACCAUACUGCACAUGUCCAUGAUAGUUACAUAUUUUAAGCAGAUGCUAUUGUAAGUGUAUUCUGUAAAUAUCAGAAGGAAAAGAGAUGCACUUUUUUUUCUAAGAAUCAAAACUGUGAACUAUCAGUACUAACUGCUGAAGCUAUAGAAACAUCGCUAUGGUUUCCCUCAUUUCAGAUUCAAAUUUUUGUUGUUUGGGUGCCUUGUCAUUGACUUCAUAUGCCCCACGAUAAUAAUAUAUCUGAAAAGAAAGAAACUGGGAAGUGCAGUGAUGCUGCAUGUUGUACUGGCAUAUUAUUAACCCUUUCUAUGCUAUAAACAAGAACUGAAAAUAUUCUUUUGAUUUCCUUUAAUAACUGAAGCUGUUUGCACUUGGAAUUAUGAGGUUCUUGGACUUUGUCCAUCAUCCAGUAGUCGAAAAACUAGCAAA
Cryptotermes secundus is the source of this 6854-nucleotide messenger RNA. RefSeq names its product receptor-type guanylate cyclase Gyc76C. Bases 383 to 4573 code for a protein of 1396 amino acids. Gene Ontology annotation, molecular function: protein kinase activity; ATP binding; peptide receptor activity. Lineage: Eukaryota; Metazoa; Arthropoda; Insecta; Blattodea; Kalotermitidae. Gene Ontology annotation, biological process: intracellular signal transduction; cGMP biosynthetic process; protein phosphorylation. The record is from RefSeq and is a predicted model, not a curated record. The transcript has 20 exons.